Messenger RNA from Cooperia oncophora, 402 nucleotides. The record is from the annotation of a GenBank genome assembly. NCBI's taxonomy places the organism in Eukaryota, Metazoa, Nematoda, Chromadorea, Rhabditida, Trichostrongylidae.
GUACAUAAUGGAGCACUUGACACCGCCAUAAUUGCCGCAAAACUUCUCGCAGACAAAAAGCGAAAACCGAUCGAUUUUGGCAAGUACGACUUCAUCACCGAUGCCGUGAAUCUACAGAAACUCUUCGCCUUCUGUCAGGAGGCUGGCGAGGGGUUGUUUCGAAUCGACUGCGAACGGGUAGGCAAGACUUGCAUUCUUACCAGGAAAGAGGCUUCCGAUCUCAUGGAAAUUGCUCACUGCACUUUUGAUCAGAACUUGAAACGAAAAAUGACUCGGCCACGAGGAGCUCACGCUACUGGACCAUUCUUUCAGAUGGUCGGUUACCAGUUCGGAACAUUCAGGAUUUUGGUCCGGUACGAGGUUGACUGUGCAGAUUUCGCAGCAGUAAAGUGCCCACCGUGA